This is a messenger RNA of Panonychus citri (citrus red mite), 850 nucleotides long. RefSeq lists its product as uncharacterized. Bases 67 to 591 code for a protein of 174 amino acids. Lineage: Eukaryota; Metazoa; Arthropoda; Arachnida; Trombidiformes; Tetranychidae. The transcript is spliced from 4 exons. The record is from RefSeq and is a predicted model, not a curated record.
AUAACAAAUGAUUUAUAAAUUGUAACAGAUUCUCGAUAGUUAAUUGUUUGUUUCAAUUGAUCAAUCAUGUUGUUCACAAUUAAAACCAUUUCAAUGUUAAUUGUUGUCAUCACAUUCACCUGGUUAAAUGUAAUUGUUACAACUGAAGCUUUCGCUCAAUAUUACUCUUACAAUGUAACAAUUAAAACAUCGUCAGCAAUUAAAUUCAGUGAACACAAAGGUAAAAUUAAAAUUGACAUUAAUUACACAAAUUCAGCAAUUAAAAGUAUCAGCACUGGUAAAGAGCAUUUCACUCUCACUCCAAACGAUGUAAAGAUUGCCAUGAAUCGUAAUUACACCUCGCAAAUCUAUUCGUUUGUACCAUUGGCCAACAUUUCAUCGAUUGACCUUCGAUGGACAUUGAAAUCACCUUACAAUCCGAUUUACUUAAUGUCAACCCCGAUAAUUUAUUUUGAUCCAAUUCUAAUUUCUCACAAUUACAAUGAUCCCAAUUCUCAUUUAAUUGUUACACUGGUCAGUAAAUAUUGUCCAAUUACCACACCGAUCGGAAUCAAGCAUAAAAGUAAAUCAACUUUCUAUCCAUGUAAAUAAAUUUCACUAAUCAAACAAUUAACUAAAUCAAAACAAUCCAACGAGAGACAAUUAAAUGUCAAAGUUAAAUAACCAUGAUCCAAGUUUGUUGUAUGAGUGAAAUUUAUGGGAAACAAUCAAAUUAAACUGUUCAAUCAAUCAUGAUUCCCUCUAAUUGGUAAGAAAAGUGAUUAUUGUAACUAAAUAGCAUCUAAAUUGCCAAUAAAUUAAUUGGCAAUCAACAAUAAGAAAAUAAAUUGAUUUAAAUGAGCAAAGAAAA